AUGAAGUGUUUAACCUUUCUGUUCUUCCUUUUUUUGGGCCUCCUCUCCUUUCACAAUGUCAUGAGUACGAAGGAUAUCCCUGCCCAACAGGGUGACAAUCCCCUAACUCCACUGAACAAAUUCGACAAGUACUUUCUACGCAUGUACAACAAAACGUCCAGAUUACAACAAGGCGGAGGGAACUACAUAAAUGGAGUUAACAUGAAGAAUACGGUUUUCAUUUUGUACUUCUUCGCAAAAUGGUGCCACGCUUGUAAAAUGCAAGCAAGCGAAAUGGACAAACUGGAAAAGUUCUACGGUAAGAGAAUAUACAUUUUGAAGGUAGACAUAGACCAGAACGAAGCGAUGGCCAGAAAAUUCGCCGUGAAAUCCCUACCAACAAUUAUCAUCAUGAAAAAUAAGGCAGUGCUGGCGAGGAAAGAGCAUUUCGUCACGAGUAACGAUUUGGUUUCUCUCAUAAGAAAACAUUUGUGA
Messenger RNA from Plasmodium cynomolgi strain B, 474 nucleotides. Its product is annotated as thioredoxin-2 precursor. The coding region runs from base 1 to 474 and encodes 157 amino acids. The transcript has 4 exons. Lineage: Eukaryota; Apicomplexa; Aconoidasida; Haemosporida; Plasmodiidae. The record is from RefSeq and is a predicted model, not a curated record. Gene Ontology annotation, cellular component: cytoplasm. Gene Ontology annotation, molecular function: oxidoreductase activity, acting on a sulfur group of donors, disulfide as acceptor.